AUGCCGGACACAGAUGCCGUGACGUCAACGGUAACGAAUCAACUACCACCGCGAGCAACAAGUCAACGUUGGCCUAGAAAAUGGGCAACACUUGGUGGACGUGGUUCAGCGUCAACAGUUCCUCCAAUAAAUCUUGAUGAUCCACAAUUUCGAGAAAAAACUAAUGGUCAUCAUGUAAAUGGUAAUGGUAAUGGUAAUCAUCAUCGACAUUCAACAUCAUUAUUUCGUAAAUCAUCAACAAUAAGUCGAACAAAUGGUACAACAAAUAAUAAUUCCGAUCUAAAUAAUGAAACUCCAUCAUUAAAAAAAUCUCGUUCAUUAAUAAAUGUUCUACGUUCAAAACUUAAUUCUCCAGCUGUUCUUCGUCGUUUUCGUACAAAAUCACGUGAAAAUUCAAAACCAGUUAUAACUGAAAUCAAUGGUGAUCAUACAAAUGAUCAAGAUAAAAUAUCAUCUCGAACAGAUGAUGACAAUAAAAAGAAUCGAAAACGUGAUCCAUCACCCAUGAAACGUUUGACAAGUCGUCUUGCACACUUAACACGUAGUUCAACACAUACAUCUAUUGAAACUGAACAACAACAACAACAACAAUCAGCACGACAUUCACCUUCACCACCAACAACUCAUAAUAAAGAUCAAGUUGAUCAUAUAAAUGCAUGUUAUGAUGAAAUACGCGCAAAAUAUUUUGAUAAUAAUAAUAAUAAUGCUAAUACAACGAAAUCAAAUACAAUUGGAAUUUUAUCUCAACAUCCAUGUGCACCAUUACCAACUGAACGUUUAAAAGAAAUGUUAUCAACAACAACAACAUCAUCUGUUGAUUAUUAUGAUCGUCCAAAUUUAACAAAUGGUGAUAUACAUAAUCGUUCAUUAAGUACAAUAUCAAUGAAUGGUUCAUUACUUAGUCAUGAUUUUUUAAAUAAUUCACAACCAUAUGUUCAAAUAUCACCACCGAAAACAGCUGAUGAUCCAUUACUUCAAGCAACAAAACAAUCGAAUAUAAAAUUAAAUUGUAUGUUAAGUGGUUAUGGUUUUACAACACCAUUUGGUAAUCAUGAAAAGAUCGUGGGUCAACAUGAUUUAUUUAAAUUUCAUCAUUAUCAUGAUGUUGGAAAACGAAAAUUUGAUUUUAAUUUUACUAGUAAUAAUAAUAGAAUGUAUUCAAGUUUAAGAACAAGACCAAUGAGUAGAAGUAUUGAUAGUUUUAGACGUGCUACAACAACUAUUGUUGAUAAUGAAGUUUUACCACCAAAUUCAUCAGUUGAAACCGAUAAUCAUCUACUUACAACGAAUGGUGUUGCUUCAUCCAAUAUAUCUAGUGACAAUGAACUUGUCAUACGUGAAGACGGUGAUAUUGUAGAAUCCGAACAAAUUCCAUAUACAUCAAAAGUUCAUGUUACACCUGCUGCAUCACUUCAUGUGAAAACAUUUGUUUCGUCGACAUCACCUGUACGUGAUGAAAUACCAAAUUUAUCAAAUGGAAAAGUAUCUGAAGAACGUGAUGAAGAAUUUGAAAAGAAUUUUUUACGUGCAGUUGAUCGAGCACUUGGCGUUGCUAAUAAAGAUAAAGAUCAAAAUCAAAAUCAUUUAUUACAACCAAUUUAUGAUAUACCAAAGAAAACCGAUGAAUCCGAUAUGAAUCUUAUGGAAAUAACUGAACGAGCACUUUCAACAUUUAAUAAUAUUAAAAUUUUUACAGAUGAAGAGCAGAAAAGUGAACAAACGGAUGAUGAACAUCGAAUUGAUGGUGCUGAAUCACCAAAUGUUGAAUUAUUUGAUCGUACUGGUGAACUUUUUGAAAGUGAAAAUAUAACUUGGCAAUCAUCUGCUGUUUAUGAUCAUCAAACAUCGAAUGGAAAUAAUCAUGAACGAGAUACUUCAAAUGUUGUUGAUAAUGAUGAUGAUGAUGAAAAUAGUUCGAUUGAUGAUAAUGUAUGGUUAAUUGUUGAUGAUUUAACACAAAAAACUCAAGAAUCAUUAUUAAACGAGCCACAGAUGUCGAGAUCAGUCGUAACAAGGAAUGGCCGAGCAUUUUUGGCCAAAUUGGAUGAUGAAGAAAAGGUGAUUAAAUCAAAAGCAGACGCCUACAGUAAACUUCUUCAAUCUGAUGAUAAUCGUUUAACAGAUGAUGUUCGUUGUGAUAUAAAUGCUGUUAUUGGCGAAGUUAAUUUAUUAUUAAGAGGUAAACUUAAACAAUUUCGUGGUUUAUGUCAAGCAAAUGUUUCAAAAUCAACAACAUCUGCUGGUGAACCAACACCACUUGAUAGUGAUCUUGAAGGUUUUUGGGAUAUAACAUAUCCAUUGAUUGACAAGGUUAAGGCGAAAUUUUCCAAACUCGAUACACGUAAAGCGAAACAAUGGGUUCCAAUGGAAGAUGAAUACGAUCCUAAUGAUGUGAACAAUCGUCCUCGUAUAAUCGAUGAUCGUCUUAAACAACUUCAACCUCAUCAAAAUAAAUCGAAAAUACCCAUUACAAAAACAGCAAAUGAUGAUUUGAAAAAAUUAAUUCAAGAAAGACGAAAAGCAGCUGCAAAUGCAGCAAAUCAAAAUGAUGAUAUAGAAAUCUUCGUUGCACAUAAAUAA
Molecule: messenger RNA, 2580 nt
Organism: Adineta steineri
Lineage: Eukaryota; Metazoa; Rotifera; Eurotatoria; Adinetida; Adinetidae
Source: the annotation of a GenBank genome assembly